Messenger RNA from Musca vetustissima, 2615 nucleotides. RefSeq names its product dnaJ homolog subfamily C member 16 (gene l(3)80Fg). The transcript has a single exon. The record is from RefSeq and is a predicted model, not a curated record. NCBI's taxonomy places the organism in Eukaryota, Metazoa, Arthropoda, Insecta, Diptera, Muscidae. Bases 78 to 2420 code for a protein of 780 amino acids.
AUUUUCAUUUUUUCAUUUUUCUCGCAUAGGUGGUUUUUUGGGUGGAUUAUUAGUUUUUUGCACCGAAAAUAGCCGUCAUGGCUUUCAAUCACAAACACUUCAUAUUUUUAUUACUAAUAAUAAUCGUAAGUUCCGCAAUAGCUCAAUUAUCUGAGGAUCCAUACAAAGUUUUGGGCCUAAAUAGACAUGCCACAAAUCAGGAGAUACGAAAGGCCUAUAAACAACUGGCCAAAGAAUGGCACCCAGAUAAAAAUAGUCAUCCAGAUGCUGAAUUAAAAUUUGUGCAAAUCAAGAAGGCCUACGAAUUGCUGAGUGACUCAGAUCGACGACGACUGUAUGACCAGCACGGUGUCACCCACGAAGAUUCACAUAUGUACAAGCAGAAGCAUGAUUACAGCAACUAUGGUCGCUUUGCCACCGACCCCCUUGAGGAGUUCUUCGGCAAGCAGUUCCAUUUCGACCACGACAUUAGCAUAUACCACAAAUUGUCGGUGACGACCAACUACUAUGAGCAGACUAUUCUGGAAAAGAGUCGAAGUAUGCCAUACUUGAUAAUGUUCUACAAUGAUUGGUGUUUCCGUUGCACCCGUCUGGUGGGAGCCUUUAAGAAGUUGAUUGAUAUUUUGGAGCCUUUGGGAGUGCAGUUUGCCAGCGUCAAUGCGGCCCAUGAACAACGGUUGUUUCGCACGGCAGGGCUCAACGAUUUGCCUGGCCUAAUUUUGGUGUUGAAUGGGCACAAUUAUGUGUAUCGCGAGAAUACUCUCAGUGCCCAAAAGGUAGUCGAGUUUAUACGCAAAAAGUUACCCUAUCGGAUGGUGACAAGCGUCGAUGACAGCAAUAUUGAUGACUUCUUGAAUGGCUGGAUGGAUAAUAAGGUCAGGGCUCUGAUUUUAGAGCCCCGCAAUCAGACACGACUACGUUAUUUGUUGUCUGCCUUCCAGUUUCGAAAUCGUGUGCAAUUUGGCGUGGUGCAUUUAGAAAAGUCCAACUGCAAGGACAUAAAAGAACGUUUCCAAAUUCAUCCGAAUUUGGAUACAUUGCUGAUAUUCAAUGAAUUUGUGGAGCGACCAGUGGCCAGUGUAUCUAUGGCUGAUAUACCCACACAAACCUUGAAUAGCAUCAUAGCAUCGAAUCAGUAUUUAAUGCUCCCCCGUUUGUCGUCACAAGAAAUUCUUGAGGGAAUAUGUCCAGCCGAAUGGAAUCGCCCUCGGAAACGUCUGUGUGUUGUGCUGAUAACGGAAAAUUCAGAAGAGCACAAUUUCGCUCGUGGAGCUUUACGCAACAUUGCCCUACAAAGUGCUUAUAGCAUGGAGAAGGUACGUUUCGCCUAUAUCUACAAGGAGAAACAACUGGACUUUAUCAAUGCCAUUUCACAAGGUUCGGAAAAUGAAAAACUUCUACGAAUUGUGGUAUUGUGGCGUCGCGAUACAUCGCACAUCAAAUACGAAUGGGUACAUGAUGCCAGUUUAGAUCUCAAGGACCAUCCUUCUUCGGAUCAUUUGAUAAAUCAUACCAAGCAGCAAAUAGACCACACAAUACAGAAACUUCUCAAAACAUCGGAAGCCCUGAGUUAUGAAGCCUUUGUCAAGAAUCUGUUGGAUGAACAUGCCCAAGGUUUUAUUCACAACUGUAUUAAUAAAGUGUUUGGCGUUUACGACUAUUUGGUGGACACCAUCGAGGAACAACAUGUCUUGGCUGCACUCUCCCUGCUGGGCACCAUUGCAUUUAUGUUUGCCGUAGGCUAUGUUAUGGUCUACUUUGUACGAGCCGAAGAAGAAAAUCUCAAGGCCAAAGGAGAACUUUCUCCAAAUGGCGGUGCCAAGACAAAUCGUCAACAACCUGAAUUAAGACUGCAUGAAUUGAGGGCAGAGAAAUACAAUGGCCUAAUAAGACUACUCAAGCCAGGUUGCAGGACCAUCAUCUUAAUAACAGAUCUGCAAUCGCGUCCAAAAUUAAUUCCUCCUUUCCACAAGGCCGUGUGGCCAUAUCGCAAAAAUAAAACACUUAUGUUCGGUCAUAUGCUCAUCGACAAAGGGCUUUCGUGGUAUUCGGAGUUGUUGCGUCAGGGUUUGGGCGAUACGAAAACCUUAAAUAUCAAUCCCAGAAAUUGUGUUGGUACUGUGCUGGCCCUAAACGGACAUCGUAAAUAUUUCUGCAUGUAUCAUGCCAAACACCCAGAGACGUCGAGGGGUGUUAAGCGAAUGGAAAAAAUAACACGACAAUUGGUGCGUCGUCCCGAUGAUCCUGAAGUGGGGGCCUUCUUUAACGAUGCCAAUUCUGAUGAUUCGGAAGAUAAUGAGCCCAGGGUGCUUUUAGAGGGUAAUCUUUUGGACGGCCUUAGUAAUUGGUUGGAUCGCCUUUUCGAAGGUAGCACUCACCGGUAUUAUAUCAAUUAUUGGCCGGAAUUUCCCACAAAAUAAAAAGCUUUAAAGUGGUCGAGUGGACAACAUUCAGAAGCCACAUAGCCUGCCAAAAAUCAAACCACAUUCAAUACCAUCCAAUCAAAGGGGGCGAAUGGUGUUGGUUGGAGCAAAAAAAGAAAAAAAGGAAUACUCAUUAUUGCGUAUUUUCCAAAUAGCUAAUUUACCAAAUAGAAAAAAUACUAUUUAAUAAUA